AUGGCGUCCACCGCGCCCACAUUGCCGUCAGAGCUCAUUGUAGAGAUCUGCUCCUACUUCUACCGCGAUAAAACCGAGAUCGACUACGCCCAGGAUUGGCUCCGGACUCAAAGACAACUCUUCGCCGUUUGCCUAGCCUCAAAGGCUUUUUACGAACUGGUGCAGCCCUAUCUAUAUCGCCAGGUCAACGUCUCGCUUCACAACCUCACAGGCACCAGAUACCUUUCACUCCUUCGCACCCUUAUUUCUCGCCCCGAUCUCGGCGAACGCGUUCGAGACCUCAAGCUCGACGUUUGUAUUCCGUACGUGAGCCCCGGCGAGAUUGAUCGAGCCAACAUGGCCACCUUCUUGGAUAUCACCAGGCAAUGGUCCUGGAACAAAUCCGUUCGCUCCUCUGUCGGCUCCAACUGGACGAAUGACCCUCAGAGAACCCAGGAAGCCUUGGUCGACUUGCUUCUCGCCCAUUUACCAAAACUCAACAUAGUCCAUCUGUCAAUUGGAAGAUAUUCUUACGGUUCCGGUAUUCCGACUCAACACCUCGCCGGGCCCUCGUACCUCUUUGCGAAGUCCAUGGCUAAACGCGUUACUUCACUGCACGUAUACCAUUCCGACCUCACCAGAUUCUCGCUCAAUCCCGGUUACACGUAUACCCCGCACAUUUCCAACUUCUUGGAAUACUUCUCGACCGAUCUGGCCAAAAUUGUCACCCGUCGAUGCGACCGCCUGCUAGAUCGUGACGUCUUCUGCUUCGGCAGCCUCCAAGAUGUGUCUCUGUACGACGUCUCCUUGGACGACAGCUCCAUGGGACUCCUGAUGGAUGCUUGCCACGGCCUACACCGUUUUGCGUACACCUCCUGGAGUUCCGCGACUGUCACUCCAAAUGCCUGUCUGAGGGCCUUGGAGCAGCACUCGAGCACCCUAGUUGACAUCUACCUCCGUCUCACCUAUCCUGAACUUAAAGUCGUCACUUCGGGUGGAUACGAGUCUUUCCACAUGUUCACCAAGCUCGAGAAGCUCAAGGUCUUCCCGCGAGACUUUGAAGGGGCCAACAACAAGGCAAUCAACAACCUCCCAAAGAGCCUCAAGCAUUUCACCUUAAGCUACUGGUCUGUGGCGUCCACCAAGGACGUGGUUGCCUUCGUUGAGACUGCUGCACAAGUUUUCUUUCCACAGCUAGAGACAUUCGAUGUCCAUCUCUUCCAAACCGGAGGCUUCCAUGCCGAGAUGCUAGCGUCUAGUAUCAAAGCCGCUGUGAUGGGCAAAUUGGGGACUAAGCUAUUCAAGUUCAGAGUGCACGUACUUCAUCGCCUCCUUGAGGAUCCACGGAAGUGA
This is a messenger RNA of Colletotrichum karsti, 1332 nucleotides long. RefSeq lists its product as uncharacterized. NCBI's taxonomy places the organism in Eukaryota, Fungi, Ascomycota, Sordariomycetes, Glomerellales, Glomerellaceae. The transcript has a single exon. Bases 1 to 1332 code for a protein of 443 amino acids. The record is from RefSeq and is a predicted model, not a curated record.